This is a messenger RNA of Abrus precatorius (Indian licorice), 2731 nucleotides long. RefSeq names its product oxysterol-binding protein-related protein 2A-like. The coding region runs from base 229 to 2448 and encodes 739 amino acids. Lineage: Eukaryota; Viridiplantae; Streptophyta; Magnoliopsida; Fabales; Fabaceae. Gene Ontology annotation, cellular component: membrane; cytosol; intracellular membrane-bounded organelle. Gene Ontology annotation, molecular function: sterol binding. The record is from RefSeq and is a predicted model, not a curated record. The transcript has 12 exons.
UUUUUACUAUACUUAACAAUUAAUGCAUCUAUUGCUCAACCUCCUUCUAUGUUCUUUUCAUUCGCAAUCUCAUUUUCACUCCUCUCAGCUCCUUCUUAUUCCAACACCACUCUGUUUAAGAACAUUAAAUAAAUGAAGAAAAGAAUUGCGAGUUGGCGAUAGCAAAAUCAAGACGUUAAAAUAAAGAAAGGAGCGAAAAUCGGAGGAAAUUAUUAUUGGAAAGUGAAAAUGCGAGUGAAAGAGAUGCACCCGCUGUGCUGUAUCUCCCUGGAGAGUCCCGGAAUCGGCAACCAUUCUCCGGACCGGGAGGCGCCGUCACUUUUCCGAACCAGGAGCCUCCCGGCUGCCGGAUCUCACGGCAAUGCUGCUCAGGGAUCGGAGGUAACCGUCGCCGGCGUUCUAUACAAGUGGACCAAUUACGGCAAAGGCUGGAGAUCCCGAUGGUUCCUCUUGCGAAAUGGCAUUCUCUCUUACGCCAAGAUCCGCUGUCCGGAGAAUCUCAACCUCCUCAUUCCUUCCUACGACGUUCGCCUCAUCGGAGAGAUUUCCACCAACCGCCUCUCACGGAUGGACAGUGCCACCUCCGUCACGCGACGGAAGUAUCGCAAAGCUUCUUCUUCUUCUGGCGUAGUUCAUCUCAAGAUUUCGUCGUUUAGAGAGAGCAAAUCAGAUGAUCGGCGUUUCUAUAUAUUUACAGCAACGAAGACUCUCCAUCUGAGAACUGAUUCGAGGAAAGAUCGCGUGGCGUGGAUGCAAGCCUUAGUGUCAACUCGUGGCUUGUAUCCUCUUCAACCACUCAAUGAUCAUUUCUUACUUGCACACAAUGAUAUAUCCGUGUCCACCGAGCGGCUUAAGACACGCUUGCUUGAAGAGGGUACGGGUGAAAACCUUGUAAAGGAGUGCGAGCAAAUCAUGCUCUCAGAGUUCUCCGAAAUACGAGGACAACUUGAAGUUCUUUGUCAAGAGCGAUCUAAUUUGCUUGAUACAAUAAGGCAGUUGGAGGCAGCUAAUACUGAACCUGAGGCCUCUGCAAUACAUGAUGGUGGAUACCAAUUAACAAAGAAUGAGCUUUCAAGUCUUGGACGUGGAAAAUAUAGUGAAUGUAGUACAACUGAAUCAUCUGAUGAUAUUGAGAAACAAGAGACGGAGGAAGAGUCAGAUGAAGAUGAAAGCUCAUAUUAUGAUACUAGAGAGUGUUUUACAGAGGCUGAUUGCAAGUGUGAGUCAAGAGGAUCUAUGAAUCAACACCCUCAGAUUGGAAGACGAAAAAAGCUUCCAAAUCCUGUUGAGAGAGAGAAGGGUGUUAGUCUUUGGUCAAUGAUCAAGGACAACGUGGGAAAAGAUCUCACAAGAGUUUGUCUUCCAGUAUACUUUAAUGAGCCGAUAUCAUCGCUUCAAAAAUGUUGUGAGGACUUGGAAUACUCUUAUCUUCUGGAUCAAGCUUAUGAGUACGGAAAAUCAGGAAACAGUCUCCUUAGGGCAUUGAAUGUCGCUGCCUUUGCAAUUUCUGGAUAUGGAUCAUCUGAAGGUCGUCAUUGUAAACCCUUUAAUCCUUUAUUAGGAGAAACCUUUGAAGCUGAUUAUCCUGAGAAAGGAAUUCGCUUCUUUUCAGAGAAGGUCAGUCAUCAUCCAACUCUCAUUGCCUGCCAUUGCGAAGGUAGGGGAUGGAAGUUUUGGGCUGACAGCAACAUCCAUUCAAAGUUUUGGGGAACGUCAAUUCAGCUUGAUCCAGUGGGUGUUCUGACCCUAGAGUUCGAUGAUGGUGAAAUAUUUCAGUGGAGCAAGGUCACAACCACAAUCUAUAAUCUUAUCCUUGGGAAAAUAUACUGUGAUCAUCAUGGGAACAUGGAUAUACGUGGUAAUCGUAAAUAUUCCUGCAAACUCAAGUUCAAAGAGCAGACUAUUCUUGACCGAAAUCCUCACCAAGUGCAUGGAUUUGUCGAAGAUGUAAUGGGAAAAAAAAUUGCCACGUUAUUUGGCAAAUGGGACGACCGCAUGUAUUAUGUUAGUGGUGAUGUGAAUGUCAAGCCAAAAGAUUUCACUUCAUCAAACGCAUCCUUGUUGUGGAAAAGGAAUAUGCCACCGCCUAAUCUCACCCGGUAUAAUUUGACACCAUUUGCCAUCACUCUGAAUGAGCUUACUCCGGGACUGAAGGAGAAGCUCCCGCCCACGGAUUCCAGGCUAAGACCAGAUCAGCGGCAUCUAGAGAAUGGGGAAUACGAGAAGGCUAAUUUGGAGAAACAACGGUUGGAAAAACGGCAGAGAAUGUCACGGAAAAUGCAAGAAAAUGGUUGGAAGCCUAGGUGGUUCCGAAGAGAAGGUGAGAAGGAAGCAUUUCGAUACGUUGGUGGGUAUUGGGAAGCAAGAGAGCUUGGACGAUGGGAUGGGUGUCCAAAUAUAUUUGGCAAAUUUAAUGAAGACUCUGGCGAUCCAUUAGGUGCAUCUUAAUUUGGUUCAGAUAAUGACGAUGAAAAAGGCUAAAUCAGCACUGAGUGGGCUUAUCUUAAAUCUUCUUGCAUGGUUACGUGUUUUGACAGAAUGAGAGAGUAGGCUUCCGGAAACUCUGAAAUUGGGACCACCCUUGAGUGGUCCUGGUCGGACAAGCUUUGUGGAUUGCCCUGCAGUUGAUGUCGUAGUAGGUAUAUAUGAACAAUUAACAAGAUGGAAGGGGUACCAAAAAUAACUUUCAGCAAUUGUUUCUCGACGCUGCUUUGUGAAAUGAAAUGACCUA